Colletotrichum chrysophilum is the source of this 855-nucleotide messenger RNA. RefSeq lists its product as uncharacterized. NCBI's taxonomy places the organism in Eukaryota, Fungi, Ascomycota, Sordariomycetes, Glomerellales, Glomerellaceae. The transcript has a single exon. Gene Ontology annotation, molecular function: glycosyltransferase activity. Bases 1 to 855 code for a protein of 284 amino acids. The record is from RefSeq and is a predicted model, not a curated record.
AUGAGCUACCUCCCGGGGCUCCUCACCUUGCACCAUUCCCUCGUCUCCUCAAACACAGUCUACCCCUUCAUCGCCCUGCACACAGACUCCUUCCCCGAGGAGGGCCGCGCCGCCAUCGCCGCCCGUGGCAUCCCCCUCCACCGGGUCCCGCGCCUCCGCCCCGCGGGCACGAGAGCCUGUACGCGCGAGCCGCGCUUCGAAGACACCUGGACCAAACUAACCGUCUUCUCCCUCACCGCGUACGCUCGCGUCGUCCUCCUCGACUGCGACAUGCUCGUGCGCAGGAACAUGGACGAGCUGAUGACGCACCCGCCCCUGAACCCCGCUGCCGCCAGCAGCACCGCCGGCAUAAAGGUCUUCGCCGCCGGCCACGCGUGCACCUGCAACCCGCUCAAAAAGCCCCACUACCCGCCGACCUGGGUCCCGGCCAGCUGCCCGUUCACGGCGCACCACGCGGACCGCGCCCCGCGCCCGCUCGGCCUGCUCAACAGCGGCCUCCUCGUCGUGGUCCCCUCCGUGGCGCACUUCGGCGCGAUAGCGGCGCGCGUCGAGAACGCGCCUGCGGAGUGGGUGUUUCCCGACCAGGACCUGCUUGCGGAGCUGUUCCGGGGCCGGUGGGUCGGGUUGCCGUAUGUGUAUAACGCGCUGAAGACGCUGCGGUGGCGGGGCGUGCAUGAUGUUAUCUGGAGGGACGAGGAAGUCAAGAAUGUCCAUUACAUCCUCAGCCCCAAGCCCUGGGAUUGUUGUGAAGACGAUGGUGCGGAGGGCCAUGACGAGUCGCAUCGGUGGUGGUGGGCGGCGGACGGGGAACGUAGGGCUCGGGAGAAAGCCGAUGGGAUUGCGGACGGGUACUGA